AGCUUAUCAUGGGAUAUCCCAAACAGUGGCAGUCAUUUGGGAAAUGAAAGUUGCUAUUUCCGGAAAAGAAAAAAUACGAAGGAGCGUCCAAAUCAAAUCGAACGACACGGCAACAGCGUUACGGUGGCUGGGUCCGUGUAGCGUCACCAGGAAGCGAAGUGUGAGAGAGUAAAUGCAGCUUGUUUUAUAUUCUUGAAGACAAGGGAGGUUUCUUUAAUGGCGCCCACUGAAACCGAAGCCUUUCAGGCGGUGUUCUUCUCUUUCCUCAAACAUCUUCGAAGCUAAAUCUCAAUUGAGAGACGGACAAAGGGAGUGUGUGUAUUCCUAGGGUUUCGAUUUUGAUUAUCUGCGUCUGUUCUUUUUAUUCUUAAUGCCGUCGACGACGUGGAGGCCUAUGAGCUGGCGAAGGGUCGCCAAGUCUGCGCAGGCUCUCGCUGCCCACAGUUUCCUCCUCUUCUUCACGCUUUUGCUCGUUCUUAAGCUCGACCACAUCGUCUUUUACUCAUGGUGGAUUAUUUUUUUCCCGCUUUGGUUAUUUCAUGCAGUUGUUGCACGAGGAAGGUUCUCUUUACCUGCUCCAUCAGUUCCACAUAAUCGUCAUUGGGCACCGUGUCAUGCUGUUGUUGCGACACCAUUGCUAAUUGCAUUCGAACUGCUCCUCUGUAUUUAUCUCGAGAGCAUUUAUGUUCAUGGUUUUGCUGCAGUGAGCUUGAAGAUUGUUUUCCUUCCCUUGCUGGUAUUUGAGAUGACCAUUCUAGUGGACAAUUUCAGAAUGUGUAAGGCUCUAAUGCCAGGAGAUGAUGAAAGUGUGAGUGAUGAAGCAAUAUGGGAGACGCUUCCUCACUUUUGGGUUGCAAUCUCUAUGGUUUUCUUCAUCGCCGCCACACUAUUCACCCUUUUUAAGCUAUGUGGUGGUGUGGGUGCUUUAGGCUGGUGGGAUUUAUUUAUAAAUUUUGGCAUUGCAGAGUGCUUUGCCUUUCUUGUUUGUACUAAGUGGUCUAAUCCAGUGAUUCAUCAAAAUUCUCAUGCAAGAGAUGCGGGUUCAUCUUCUAGAACCAGUGGAUAUUUUGAUUGGAGUGGUGGUUUAUUAGUUUCUUCAGAAGAGGACCAUCAGCAAGAUAGGAUGUGUGGUCUGCAAGACAUUGGCGGCCAUAUUAUAAAAAUUCCAGUAAUUGGUUUCCAAGUCCUCCUCUGUAUGCGCCUAGAGGGAACACCGGCUGGUGCUAAAAUUAUCCCACUUCCACUUCUUUUCUCCCCUAUUUUUCUACUGCAAGGUGCUGGGGUUUUGUUGGCUGCAUCAAGACUGGUAGAGAAAAUAGUUCUUUUACUGCGCAGUGGUGCCACCACUGGAAGAUAUUUCACCUUUUCUGCAAGUGCCCGUGACUUCUUUAUGUUUUUGCACCAUGGUUCUAGGCUACUUGGCUGGUGGUCUAUUGAUGAAGUCAGUCAAGAGGAGCAGGCCCGGCUUUUCCAUGAUGGGGCUUCUGGGUAUAACACUUUCUGCAGUUAUUCACCUGAAAUAGUGAAGAAAAUGCCUAAGAAGGAUCUUGCUGAGGAGGUAUGGAGACUUCAGGCAGCUCUUGGCGAGCAAACAGAAAUCACAAAAUAUAGCCAGCAGGAAUACGAAAGACUUCAAAAUGAAAAAGUUCUAUGCAGGGUCUGCUUUGAGGCUGAGAUUAGCGUUGUCCUACUUCCCUGCAGACACCGCAUCCUCUGCAGGUAUGUCAGUCUUUGUUUUCUUUGGUUUUGCUAUUGCAAGAAACUAAACUGCUCUUGGUUUUUCCCACGCACACGUGCUCUUCUGUAUUCAUCAUGUUCAAAUUGUUUGCAGCGCCUGCUGUGGGAAGUGUAGAAAGUGUCCAAUUUGCCGUGUCUCUAUAGAGGAGCGCCUACCUGUAUAUGAUGUAUAGUUUUUAAUUGCUGUUUUUAUUUUGUAACACCAUGAUUUAGGGUUCACAGUUUGAGGCAGGUUUACAGGGAAAAUUUCACUUGUUUUACUUCAAAAAAAGGAGAAAAGAAAGAGAAAAAAAAACAGUUCUGAGUGUUGCUUGCUCAAAAUAACAAAGUGUAGCAGUUGAUGAUCAAAAAAUGUAUUGUGCUCUAAUCCUCUCGAAGUUGGUUAGUUUUAAUUAUAUUUGUAAAUAUAAUUUAACUGUUAAUGUGAACAAUUGUAAUAUAUUCAAUACUCUGCUCUUACUGUACCA
Malania oleifera is the source of this 2204-nucleotide messenger RNA. RefSeq lists its product as uncharacterized. The transcript has 13 exons. The record is from RefSeq and is a predicted model, not a curated record. The coding region runs from base 371 to 1852 and encodes 493 amino acids. NCBI's taxonomy places the organism in Eukaryota, Viridiplantae, Streptophyta, Magnoliopsida, Santalales, Ximeniaceae.